Messenger RNA from Ustilago hordei, 909 nucleotides. RefSeq lists its product as uncharacterized. The coding region runs from base 1 to 909 and encodes 302 amino acids. Gene Ontology annotation, biological process: DNA integration. Lineage: Eukaryota; Fungi; Basidiomycota; Ustilaginomycetes; Ustilaginales; Ustilaginaceae. The record is from RefSeq and is a predicted model, not a curated record. Gene Ontology annotation, molecular function: nucleic acid binding. The transcript is spliced from 2 exons.
AUGUCAGCCUGGAUUGCUGAUUAUGUUGCAAGUUGCCAAGUGUGUGCCAGAUACAAGGCUCCUUGCCAUUGCCCAUAUGGCUUGCUGCAGCCACUCACUACUCCAGACAGACCAUGGGGCUCUAUAUCCUUGGAUUUCAUUGAAGGAUUACCACCCUCAAAGGGAUAUGAUUCAAUCCUGGUCAUCAUUGACAGAUUGACCAAGUUUGCUAUUCUGGCCCCUACAUACAAAAUGGUCACAGUGAAACAGACUGCUGUGCUACUAUGGUGUUAUCUGUUCAUCUCAGGAGCAUGGAAAGCAUUUGCUGAUCAAAUGGGUAUGAAACAUUCGCUCAGCACUGCUUAUCAUCCUCAAAUGGAUGGGCAAAUGGAAAGGGUCAAUCAAGUAGUAGAGCAGUACCUUCAUAUGUACUGCAACUAUGAAAAGAAUGACUGGGCCAGUCUGCUCGACACUGCAGCGUUUGUGUACAACAAUACCAUACACAAUAGCAUCAGUGUCUCGCCAUUCUUUGCAUGUUAUGGAUGGAACCUGAAAGCCCAUCCUGACAUUCCCCAACACCUAGGAGUGAAUGAUCCCAAAUGCUCUGAGUACUUGCUCGAUGGUAAAGAGUGCUGCAAGUACCUUCAAGAACAGAUAAGGGAGGCACAGCAUCAUACGGUCGAUCAUUAUAACCAGAGACACAAGGACAUAGAAUUCAAGGUUGGUGACAUGGUUUAUGUCAACCACAAGAACUGGAAGAUGAGGCGACCCACACCAAAGCUGGACACCAGGUUUGCAGGACCUUAUCCAGUACAAGAAAGGGUGGGCCAACGAGCCUAUAGAAUCACAUUGCCAGCAAACCUCAGAGUCCAUGAUGUGUUUCAUGUGUCUUUGCUUGAACCAGCAAAGAACAGUUCCAUUCCACAAUGA